UGAACUUCCUCGCCCACUCUGCACAGCUGGGCCCUUGGGCGCACGAGGAAGAGCCGGUAGGGCCCGCGGCCGCUGCCGCCACGCGGAGAAAAUGAUAAUCAAAGAUGCAAAGGGAGACUCUGAAACACCAUAAAUUGUGUGUGUACCUUCUGAGGGGGAACUCCCCUGACAAGUGAAACAACCCUGAUUAGUCACAUUUAAUGAGGAGGUGAGCUAAAAGUCUUGAGCUCCUCCUGCUAAGAAGGUGGCUUGAUCUUGAAACACCUGAUUUAAGGUGUGUGAGCCUCCCUUCCCAUCUUUGAUUACCGUUCACCGCAGCUGGUGACCGGCAAAGUGACCCAUCUGGCUCAAGGUCUCCUGGAAAGUGUUCCUCCUUGGGGAGUACACCCUGGUGAAGUUUUCUUACCUGUAAAAACGGCCUUUCUUGGGAAACCCUCAGCUGAGAUUUUGAAUCUCUCCUCCAGUAUGAACUUUGACCUUCUCUAGAAAGACUCAUCAUAGUAUGGGACAGGGGAGAACUGCACAUUGAAUCGGUGAUGCCAAAAAAAGCAAGUGUUUAAGUUCUGUGACAUCUGGUCUAAGACAAAAACUAAUUGAGCCGGGGAGUCACUGUGGCCCAGGCAGUUCCUUAGAGCAUCAGCAUGGGUAUCCGUGGACUAAUGAGCUACGUGGAAGAUCACAGCAGUCAAUUCUUCGUUGAUCUGAAGUUGAGGGACACCAAAAUUAUCAUUGACGGCUAUGCACUUUUCCAUCGACUGUGUUUUGAUUCAAAUGUGGACCUCCAGCACGGGGGAGACUAUGAUUCUUUUACCGAUGUUACUCAGAGAUUCUUUGAAUCACUCUUUGCUUGUAAAAUUCAUCCAUAUGUUGUAUUAGAUGGAGGCUGUGACGUUUCCGAUAAAAAACUCCUCACCUUAAAAGACAGAGCCCGGGAGAAGAUCCAGGUGGCACAUUCCCUUUCUGUUGGUGGGAGAGGAAAUCUACUGCCUUUACUCAUCCGUGAAGUAUUCAUUCAAGUCUUGAACAAGCUUCACGUAGACUUUGUCCAGUGCUUCUCAGAAGCCGACAGAGACAUUAUGACACUUGCUAACCAUUGGAAUUGUCCUGUAUUAACGAUGGAUAGUGAUUUUUGCAUUUUUGACCUGAAAGCUGGCUUUUGUCCUCUGAUUGGUUUUCAGUGGAAAAACCUGACUGUGAUUAAAGAUACACUUCACUACUAUAUCCCUGCCAGACGCUUCUCUGUAGAUAAGUUCUGCAGUCAUUUCAACAACAUGAAUAAAGCCCUGCUGCCUCUCUUUGCUGUGCUGUGUGGUAAUGACUACAUCAAUUUGCCUGCCCUGGAUACAGUCGUCAGUAGAAUGAGUCUCACCCCUGGAACCUCCAACACCAAAGGGAGAAAGCACCAGCGGAUUCUGGGACUCCUGAACUGGCUGUCUAAUUUUAAUGAGCCCGCUGAAGCCUUAAAUAAUUUUGUGAAGUGCCUGAAGACGAACGAUAGAGAAAUGGUUAGAGAGCUGCUUUGUGGUUCAAUGGAGGAAUACCAGCCAUCUCCAGUGAAGCUGCAGGAUUUCUUCCAGCAUGGUGCUUAUGUAUCUCCCUGUGCCACCAACCUGGGCUUACCCGAAUGGAUACAGCUGGCUUUGGCGAAAGGGCAACUUUCUCCUUUUGUUUGUGAUGCUUUGUCAUUACGGCGGACUAUUCUUCAGACACAGGUGGAGAACAUGCAGCGUCCAAGUGCCCACGUCGUCUCUGUGUCCAUUCGGAAAGUCAUAUAUGGGCUUCUUCAGAAUUCUUCUCCAGAUCUCAAUAAUGUGUCCCAGAGCACAGUGUCUAAACAACCAAUGGCUUUUAGUGAGGUAGAAAGGAUUGAUAAGAAUAUUGGAACAGUAGUUACUCAUGCAGUGAAGCUCCCAGAGGAAUAUCGGGAAUUAGGCAGAUUGACUGAGCUUUCUCUCUCUAAGCGCAAGAGUCUUCUGCUAGAAACCCUGAAAGUGAAAGAGGGUGUCUUGGACCCGCUCCCCGCGUCCUGGAAGCUGCCUGUCGCUGUCACUUGCUUUUGGUUGCAGUCCUUAGAAGCCAAAGCCACACUGCAUCAUGUGCAGGCUUUACUGAUGGGGAUGCUGUGUGGGCAGCUGCACAAGAUGACCCGUGAGCCUGAUAAUGAGGGAUUGCAUGUGGAUGGGGCUAAGCUGCUGUGUGACCAGUUUCUUAAAGUGAAAGAAAAUAAACUGCAAAGAAAAUUGAAUUUGGAUACAGCCCAUGUGUUCUGUCAGUGGCAGUGCUGCCUCCAGAUGGGAUUCUAUCUCAAUCAGCUUCUAUUGACACCUUUACCAGAGCCCGACCUCACGUGGCUCUACAGUGGGACUCUAGUCCAUGGGCUCUCUCAAGAACUUUCUGCUUCAUCCUCAGCAGAAAGCAUCCUGAGCGUGUGCCCGAGAGCGUGGCAGCUUUACAACCAGCUCUUCCAUGCCCUGAAAUCUGCUGUCCCUUCAGAAUGCCUUUCCCAGAAGGAAAAGUCAAAAACCAGAAAGAAGAAGCCAAGGAAGAGGGACGCCAGCCGGACGAAGCACCGAGUGGGCAUCUCCUUGGGAACCGGGUCCUUACAUGAUCACGUCAGCAACAGUUUUGGGCUCCUCACAGUAGAUGACUCUGAGGAUCACGGUCAGGGGCCGGAGCUGGAGUGAGUCCAGAAGUGUUUUCAGUCUCAUGGAUCGUGACUGUCCCAGUCGUUUCCUUCCAGAGAUCAGGCUUUCAGGUUUAUUCUCUAAAUCAAUCAUGCUGCAGGGAUUUCAGCACGCCCAUCACUUGGUAGUGCUCAGUCCAGUUCGAACUUGGGGAAGACGUCAAUGUGAAAUGAUAAUUACUUGAAAUCUCUCUUAUGGUCCCCUUUGUUUGGCUAAUAGUUAUAACAGAUUCUUGAACUGCAGCAGCUCUGGCUGUAUGUGGGUGUGGUGUGUGGGUGUGUAUAUGCAGGUAUGUAUAUUUUUAGAUGGACCAGACAUACAUAGAAGUGUGUAUGUAUACGCAUGUAUAUACAGAGAUUUUUUUUAAAGAUUUUAUAUUCUACCCAUCCUGUUAAAACCCCUAUAAUGUGUGUUUUGCCCCCGGGAAUGCUACAGUGUAGCCCUGGAACUGCCACAGAUUAACUGUUACAGGGAGCCAGGUAAUUGCUAUUUCUAAAAUUAUUUAUUUUUAUAAUGCUUUUUAUAUGUUUUCAUAUGCAAUUUACACUAAAAAUAAAAUUUCAUGGCCUAAAACCAGAAUGGUUUGGUCAUGUGUGUUUUGUUACGGCUAGAGCAUCCCACGCACCUCCCUUGUACCUGUGUUGUAAUCAUUAGAUCGUGGAGAAAGUAACGCAGGGACUGCACCAUGGAAGAGAGCACACUCUUCAGGGAAAGGUUUUCAGUCUAGCAGGCUCUGAAUUUUCAAAGAGCAAUUUUCAUCUGACUCCAACUUUCGCCUUAAGCUCUUAGCUCUGGACCUGCUGCAUGAGUGUUUUUUUGGCAUGAGAUUAUCUAUAAAUUAAUAUCAUUGCUGGUAAUGCAUUUGAAAAUGGAUUAAGGUGUUUAUCUGUGAACUAGGUCUGAGGUAAUAACGAUUUAGUCUUUUUGGAAGUGGGAAACACAACAAGCUGAUGUGAAAAUGAAGAGGGCGGGAGCUUUGGGACAGACAGCUAUUGGUGUUUUUUAAAUAGUCUCUAGAUAAACAUGUUCCUUGAAGCCUUACAUGCAAAUUUAUGUUUCUUAAUUGGUCAUGAAACUGUUUUCAUAAUUUUAUACAUUAUUCAUUUUGGCUUUACUCACUAAGGAAUUUAAGUUAUUUAAUGAUUAUCACUGGCAUUUAAAUACUUGGUCAUUAUUCAUUCAUAAGCUACUGGGAAUUUGGGAGAAGUAUAAUAAAACAGAAAAGGCUAAACAGCAUAGCAGGCAUUCAUUAGUAUAAAUAAAAGCACAAUCGGAUCCAUGGAAAGGAGAGAAGAGAGAGAUUACACACGCAAGGAUGUGGGAAGUUAUUUACUGAGGGUAAGGUGUGGUUGACAGCAGCCUCUUAUAGGUCACUCUGAUAAGUAAUCACUCUCAAGCCAUCGUCUGUCUAGGAGCACUAACCAAAUUAGUGCAUGAAAUGUAGGCCUUAAUUGGUUGUCUAGUUAUUUGCUUCCUAUUGGCACGAUUUUGUAAAAAAAUCUCACUACCAGGGACGAGAGAACUGAAAGAAGGAUGUUAAAUGUUUUGUUGUAUGUCUACAGUUAAACUAUUCUAAUAAUUUUU
Molecule: messenger RNA, 4268 nt
Organism: Vombatus ursinus (common wombat)
Lineage: Eukaryota; Metazoa; Chordata; Mammalia; Diprotodontia; Vombatidae
Gene: ASTE1
Product: asteroid homolog 1
Exons: 7
Coding region: 642-2684 (680 amino acids)
Molecular function (GO): nuclease activity
Source: RefSeq, a predicted model, not a curated record